GCCCGGGUGGGACGGGGCCGAAAGCUGAGCUGCGCUUUGGGAGCGUCCUGACACAGCCCAGCAGCUGCCCGCAGCCUGGGACUGACAUUUCCAGGCACUCGGAUGCGCCAGGAUUUCGGGAGCCCUGGCGGUUCCCCCCGCUCCGGAGCGAGAUGGACGAGAGCAAGCCCCUGAAGGUCCGGCUGGCGUUCUCCGUCAUCCUGGUGGGCAUCUCGCUGCUCUUCGCCGCCGUCGUGACUGACCACUGGGCCGUGCUCAGCCCCAGCCUGGAGGAAAACACCACCACCUGCGAGGCCGCUCAUUUCGGGCUCUGGAGACUCUGCACCAAGCGGAUUUUCAUGCAGGAGCAAGGUCCCAAAGAGAAGAGCUGUGGGCCCAUCAGCCUGCCAGGAGACCACAACUGCUCCUACUUCAAGCACUUCACUCCAGGAGAGACCUCGGAGAUAUUUGAAGUAACCACCCAGAAAGAAUACAGCAUUUCAGCUGCAGCCAUUGCCAUCUUCAGCGUUGGCUUUGCAAUCAUCGGGACAAUCUGUGUCCUCUUGUCCUUCAGGAAGAAGAGGGAUUAUCUGCUGAAGCCAGCAUCCAUGUUCUACACCUUUGCAGGUCUCUGCAUCAUCAUCUCUGUAGAAGUCAUGAGACAAUCCGUGAAGAGGAUGAUUGACAGCAAGGAGACAGCCUGGAUCAAGUACAGUUACUCCUGGUCCUUCGCCUGUGCCUGCGCCUCCUUCGUGCUGCUCUUCGUCUGCGGCAUCGCCCUCCUCCUCAUCGCGCUGCCCCGCUUCCCCCAGAACCCCUGGGAGACCUGCAUGGAUGCAGAACCAGAGCACUGAUGGUCCCUGCACCCAGGAAAAAUAUCCAGAAAGUGCUCUGAAAAUAUUUGUAUUUUUUUAAAAUGUCUGGGUCUCACCACACAAUGUGCUCUCCAUCAAGUGAGUCAUUACUGAGCCAAGGCAGGUUUGAUUGCAAUUGUUGCUUUCUUUUUCUUUUCCUCUCUUUUUUCCUUUCUUUUUUCUCUCUUUUUUGAUUCUUUUUUUUUCCUUUUCCUUUUUUUUUAAGAAAGCAGAAAGACCACUCAAUACCAUCAUGGGUGUGUGUGAAUGGCACUGCUCUGUGCCAAUUUGGGGCUGCUCUGUGCUGAUGCAGUUGAGGGGAAAU
Sturnus vulgaris (Common starling) is the source of this 1158-nucleotide messenger RNA. It is a transcript of the gene CACNG1, whose product is annotated as calcium voltage-gated channel auxiliary subunit gamma 1. The record is from RefSeq and is a predicted model, not a curated record. Lineage: Eukaryota; Metazoa; Chordata; Aves; Passeriformes; Sturnidae. Gene Ontology annotation, cellular component: L-type voltage-gated calcium channel complex; membrane. Gene Ontology annotation, biological process: regulation of calcium ion transmembrane transport via high voltage-gated calcium channel; calcium ion transmembrane transport. Gene Ontology annotation, molecular function: voltage-gated calcium channel activity; calcium channel regulator activity.